AUGUCGCAAGAUACCGAGAUGACGGAUGCUGCUCAAGCAGUGCCUGUAUUGCUUGACAGUUUAGAUGCAGCGUUGGGGCAGUUCAUAGAUCCAGGCGACGACGAGAAAUCCGUGGACGACCUAUGCGCUGCGUCAGUCCAUGCUUCGUUCUCGAAACUCUUCCUGAGCGAGAAAUAUCACGAUAUCGUAAUCGAAUGCGGAGGUCGCGAGUUCAAGGCUCACCGAGCUGUCGUCUGUUCGCAGUGUCCAUGGUUUGAGAGGGAAUUUACUGCUAUAGCUAAGAAGCGCACUAUCAAGAUCUCGAGCCGCAAAGACGACGACCCUGAGGUUUUCCAACGCUUCCUCGAAUUUCUCUACACAGGAACCUACACUGUAGGAAACAGUCCACCUAAAGACACUGCCCAAACAACCAGGGAGCUCCAAGACAGGCUCGAUGGCCACCCGCGAUGCCCCAUUCCAAGCGAUUAUUCUCUACCCGAAGCUCCUGUUGUCGACGCGUUUGUGGAUAAAGUUCCUCCUCCGUCUUUGCCAGUACGCACUAUCAGACGUUCAAAUAGGUUGUCGCAUGCAGCGCCGACAGCACAGACAGUGGAGCCUGAGCCUGAGCCAGAGCCAGUUGAUGCUUCGCCCAAAAGCCAACUACCACCCGAGAUAUCGAUGGCAGUCAAUUUAUACAUCAUGGCCGACAAAUACGACAUCCCCGCACUGAAGCUUCUUGCCAGAGACCGCUUUUACGUGGCAGCUAAAGCGCGCUGGGUAACAUCAUCCUGGGAGGGCUCAAGCUGGGAGGACACAAAUGAGUUCGAAGACGUGGUGCUGGAUGUUUACAUUUCUACUAGACAGGAGGAUAGGGCUCUCUGGAAGGCGUUAUGCAAGCUGAUUGUUGUUAAGACCGAGAGCGAUGUUAUGAGGAAGAGAAUGGUGCAGGUCAUGAACGAGCAUGGUGAUCUGGGCUCUGGGGUUAUGGAUUACAUGUUGGAGCGGACCAACUAG
Fusarium sp. VM40 is the source of this 993-nucleotide messenger RNA. The record is from the annotation of a GenBank genome assembly. Lineage: Eukaryota; Fungi; Ascomycota; Sordariomycetes; Hypocreales; Nectriaceae.